This is a messenger RNA of Ciona intestinalis (vase tunicate), 1413 nucleotides long. Lineage: Eukaryota; Metazoa; Chordata; Ascidiacea; Phlebobranchia; Cionidae. The record is from RefSeq and is a predicted model, not a curated record.
AAACGGUUUAUUAGAAAUAUAAGAAUCACUGAUUACGCUAAGAAUCACUGAUUACACUUUCUGCAUACCACUUAAGUUUUUUGCAUGAUCUCCGUUUAGCUAAACUAAGAUCAAGCAAAAACUUAAGUAUACUUUCUGCAUACCACCCUUAAACAGCCAAUUUCGCUGUUUAACUUUGUGACGAUAAUCGACAAUCAAAAAUCGAUAAAAAUGGAAGUGGUAACGGUCGAUUUAAGGAGUGAUACAUUAUCUCUUCCUACAGCUGAUAUGCGUUGUGCAAUGGCUGAAGCAGAACUUGGUGAUGAUGUUUAUGGUGAAGACCCAACCGUAAAUCGAUUACAAAUGUUGGCUGCUGAAUUGUUUGGAAAGGAAGAUGCAUUGUUUGUUCCAACAGGAACAAUGGGAAAUUUGAUAUCAGUGAUGUGCCAUUGUUGGCAACGUGGAUCAGAAGUUUUACUGGGCGAUCAAUCUCAUAUUCAUCGGUUUGAGCAAGGUGGAAUAGCUCAGUUGGCAGGAGUCCACCCAAAAACGAUACGCAAUUUACCUGAUGGUACUUUUCAAUUAAGUGAACUGCAAGCUAAGUAUCAAACAAGUGCUGAUGUACAUUUUGCAUCAACUUCACUCAUUUGCGUUGAAAACCCGAUUGAAGGAAAAGUUCUUCCUUUGAAUUUUAUGGUUCAGUUAAGAAGUGUUGCAGAUGAAUUGAAGCUACCUAUCCAUUUAGAUGGAGCCAGGGUUAUAAAUGCUGCAAUAGCAUUAGGUGUUCCUCCGAAAUUGAUAACGAAGUAUGCAGACACUGCAAAUAUUUGUUUGUCAAAGGGUUUAUGUGCACCAGUUGGCUCGGUGAUCGUUGGAAGUAAACAAUUCAUCACAAAAGCAAAAAGAGUCAGAAAAUUACUUGGGGGGGGAAUGCGACAAGCUGGUGUUCUUGCUGCGGCUGGAAUAAUUUCUCUUAAUGUGAUAAGCAAGAAGUUGCACUUGGAUCAUGAUAAUGCAAAACAUUUUGCACAAACUAUUCUAAGCUUAGCGCCAGAUCUGGUUGAAGUUAACUUGAAACAUGUAACCACAAAUAUUGCUAUGUUUCAACUUAAAAAUGCAAUGCCAACAAAGAAUGGCCGAACAGUUGCUCAAGAGUUUGUUUGGCGAAUGGAAAACACAUCAGAUGGCAGCAAAACAAGGGUUAAGAUGUGUGCCUUUGGUGAUGUAACUGUCAGAGCAGUUUUCUAUCACCAAAUAAGCAAGUUGGAUGUCCAAAAAGCAUUGGAAAAAUUUGAACUAGUUGCUUCGGCUUGGAGGAAUGAACUUUAGAAUCAACUUUUUAACUGGUAAUCAUGUCUGAUUAAUUGUGGGGUAAACCAAAUUUUGUGCUUUUAAUUUUAUAUUAAAAAUAUAUUUCUCCCCUGAAAUGUAAAA